Messenger RNA from Menidia menidia (Atlantic silverside), 1625 nucleotides. Lineage: Eukaryota; Metazoa; Chordata; Actinopteri; Atheriniformes; Atherinopsidae. The record is from the annotation of a GenBank genome assembly.
UUCGGGGGCGUGGCACGGCAGAAUCUUUGCGGAAGUGUGUGAGCGGGGAGUCAUAUGACCAAGCACCAGCCGGAGAAAAUGUUACCCCGAUAUGGAUAACUGUGCCCGAAGACGGUGACUAAACUGUCCCCCAGCAACGUGACAACCGUGGCCUGAAGUCGUGUUUCCGACACGGUGAACUUUGGCGAUGGAGGAGAUAAAGGUGUCUCCUGACUAUAACUGGUUCAGAAGCACAGUGCCCCUGAAGAGGAUAAUCGUCGAUGAUGAUGACAGUAAGGUAUGGUCUCUCUAUGAUGCCGGCCCAAAGAGCAUCAGAUGUCCCAUCAUCUUCCUCCCCCCUGUAAGCGGGACCGCUGAGGUCUUUUUCCACCAGGUUUUGGCCCUAACCGGCUGGGGCUACAGAGUCAUCUCGGUGAGUUCCCUGCUGGCAAACCCCCGCAGCCCGUGUCCCACCCUUGACAGCAGCAGCAUUCUUUUCCAGCUGCAGUAUCCCGUGUACUGGGACCUGACCGAGUUCUGUGACGGCUUCAGGAAGCUCCUGGAUCACCUGCAGCUGGACAAGGUCCACCUGUUCGGGGCGUCUCUGGGCGGAUUUUUGGCUCAAAAGUUUGCCGAGUGUACACAUAAGUCCCCCAGAGUCCACUCUUUGAUCCUGUGUAACUCCUUCAGCGACACCUCCAUCUUUAACCAGACGUGGACAGCAAACAGGUGCUUCUAUCGCUUCUGGCUAAUGCCCGCCUUCUUACUGAAGAAGAUUGUCCUGGGAAACUUUGCCAGAGGACCCAUGGACCCUAAAAUGGCGGAUGCAAUCGACUUCAUGGUGGAUAGGCUGGAGACCCUAAACCAAGGGGAGUUAGCGUCCCGGCUGACGCUCAACUGUCAGAAUUCCUACGUGGAGCCGCACAAAAUAAAAGAUGUGGCAGUGACCAUCAUAGACGUGUUUGACCAGAGUGCUCUGUCCUUGGAAGCUAAGGAGGAGAUGUAUAAACUGUAUCCUAAUGCCAGAAGAGCUCAUCUGAAAACAGGAGGAAAUUUCCCAUACUUGUGCAGGAGUGCAGAGGUCAAUCUCUACAUACAGAUUCACCUGCGUCAGUUCCACGGGACGAGAUAUGCUGCCAUAAAUCCUGCCAUGGUGAGCGCGGAGGAGUUGGAGGUGCAGGAGAGUCACCUGAGCUGUAACCAAGACUCCGAUGACAGCCAAUGAGACCACGCCUACUCGCAGGCCGACUCCAAAAUCUGUUCUCUACUUUCAAAAGGAUUUGCAGUGAUUUCUACUUUUGAACUCUACAGUCAAUCAGCAGCUGAAAAUCUUUGUACCCGACAGAAGCAAUAUUUUGAUAAUGACCUGUACAUAACUGUUUCUUUGCCAUUGCUUUGCUUUCAAAAACAAAGACAACACCUUGCCUUAUGUAAAAUGAAUCGUUGUAUUCGUAAACUGCCUGAAGUGAGACGUGGACGCGCUACUGAUGUCCCAUGUGUCGUAAGCAGUGGCUAACAGGAAGCCAGCUGCCUGCUGGUUUGCAGACCAGUGCACUGCCUGUGAUGGGAUAUGCUGUAAAUCUAUAAUUGUUUGUAUCUUUCACUGAGAUGGAAAUACAUUUUUGCCAUUAUUUUUUUUCCCCUCC